AUGGCCUUCCCAUACCCAACCAUCACGGUUGAGGAGCACUGGCUCUCCCAAUCUGUCAGGGACUUCUAUGCUGCCAAGGGUGCCCCGGACCCAUAUGGCGAAAGCGGUCUCAUAGGCAAGCUCACCCCGAGUCUUAUGGACUUUCGAGAGAAGCGAUUCCAGUCAAUGAAUGAGAACGGCGUUACUGUACAAGUCGUCAGUCAUGCACCCAAUACUCUCGCUUUGGACCUUGCAACCUGCAUCAAGGUGAACGACGAGCUUUAUGGCCUGAUCCGCGAGAAGCCUGGUCGUUUCGCCGGGUUCGCGACACUUCCGAUGGCCGAUCCAGAAGCCGCAAGUAGUGAGUUACGCCGAUGUGUACAGGACCUAGGCUUCGUCGGAACUCUGAUCGACAGCAACUGUGAAGGGAGAUUCUACGACGACUCAUAUUACUGGCCCGUGUUUCAAGCAGCUGAGGAGCUUGAUGUGCUGGUCUAUCUCCACCCCUCUGCCAACGAGCACACCAAGCCUCUUCUUACGUCUGGGGCUGGCACAACGAGACGGGCGGUACAUUUCCUCCGCUUGUUUGCUGCCGGACUAUUCGACCGUUAUCCCAAACUCCAGCUGAUGUUGGGGCACCUUGGAGAAAUGCUACCUUUCAUGCUGGACCGAGUAGAGAGCAUUUCCUCACGCUUGUGGCCGCAAUUAGGCGUCAAGCUUGAAAGGCAUUUACGUCAGCUCUGGGACGAGAAUGUCUGGGUGACGACCUCUGGCAUGUUCUACCUGGCGCCAAUGGCGAUGGUCUUGAAGCAAUGCAAACAUGAUCGGAUCAUUUAUAGCGUCGACUACCCGUUUGGCAGUAACGAGGCUGGCCUGGCGUUUCUCAAGGAAUUGAAGUCGCAAGAUAUAGUAGCUGAUGAUGUGCUGGAAAGCAUAGCAUACAAGAACGCUGCGGACCUGCUGAAAAUCAAGGUGAGACUGGAAUAG
Messenger RNA from Exophiala xenobiotica, 966 nucleotides. RefSeq lists its product as uncharacterized. Gene Ontology annotation, molecular function: carboxy-lyase activity; hydrolase activity. The record is from RefSeq and is a predicted model, not a curated record. The coding region runs from base 1 to 966 and encodes 321 amino acids. The transcript is spliced from 2 exons. Lineage: Eukaryota; Fungi; Ascomycota; Eurotiomycetes; Chaetothyriales; Herpotrichiellaceae. Gene Ontology annotation, biological process: secondary metabolic process. Gene Ontology annotation, cellular component: cytoplasm; cytosol.